GUCGGUCCCCGCCCUGGACGACGGAAGCUCCGCCCACGGAUCGGCACGAAGCCCCGCCCACAUCCUCCACGGACUCUUGACGUCACGGGAAGCAGCGUCACCCGCAAGUUCAGUACACGUGUGACGUUGGUUGAGGUCGGUGGAUGGACGUGCACUAGGACACACUUCUUUUUCUCUGGCCAGUCGCUCUUAAAAAACCCCAAGUCGUUUUGUGGUUAUAAAACGGACAGGUCAAUCACAUCGACGACUGAUUAACGGGAGGAAAACAUCGCGCUUUCGAGUUCGCGAAGUUAGCGCUUUCACGGCCGUGAAAUUCGCCGAUUAACAGGACAUUUCCCUUAAUUAUGCGCUGCUGGGCGUCGUCGACUGAUGAUGAUGUCGAGUGAUUAAUCGACUGAUGACUUGUCACUUCGGAUGCACCGACGAUCAAUGUUAAUCGGUUAAUCGGGAUAAUGAAGGCUGAGUGAGGUUGUGCUUCUCGAAGUCGCUCUGAUCGGUUCACUCAUAACAAUUUUAGGAAAGGUUCAUGAAGCGAUGCGGGACGUACCAGAUGCAGAGGAACUGCUCAUCAUCAGGAAGGCAGAAGAGAUAGACCUCGAUUCCUCAGUAAUGGUCCCAGGAGAGGGGAGUGACCGCUCAUUCCGUGACCUCUGCGAUCUGAGUGAGAUUGACUCCGAGGGGAGAUCUGUGUCCUCGCCGAGGGGACCGCUUUCAUCCCCUCGGGAUUCCCAUUCCUCUCCGAGGGACUCUCAGGGCCACCUCUCAUCACCCCACGCCCAUCUCACCUCGCCGCCGCCGCGCUCACACAGAACCCCACCUACGCCCACUAGUACCUCCGAAGGCCACGAUCUCAACAUGAAUUCGGCAGGUGCCGCUGCCGAGCUCAGCGCUGCUGCUGAGCGGUUCAUUACUCAGCAGCUCUCUGCCGUGCCUCUGGAGCUGGAGGUGCGGCCGUCUAGCACGGGCGUGGGCGUGGGCGUGUGGUCUAAACAAGUCAUCGCUAGGGGCACGCGCUACGGCCCUUUUCUGGGGAAGUGGACCGCCAACGCCAAGGAUCCGGGACUCGCUUGGGAGGUCGUGUCAGCCAGGGCAGGACUUCGUGGAUGGUUAGAUGCUGGGGAAAUGGGGAACUGGUUACGUCACGUAAGAGUGGCUCUGUCGCCCGUCUACGGGAACUUGAGGCAUCUCCUUAUGGCUGGCCAAAUUUUCUAUGAAGCGCUCCGUGAUAUUCCUCCUUCGGAAGAGCUUCUGCUAAUCAGAAAAACAGUCAUAGACCUCGAUACAUCUGCCAUUGAUGACCAGGUCCAAGUGGGCUCCCCGGAAGAUCGAUCCGAGAACACAGGAGAGGACUGUGAUGACGAUGAGGAAGAGGACGACAUUGCCAAACACAGGUGUCUUCAAUGUGACAAAAAUUUCAGCAGUUAUGACGAGUUGGAUGACCACCUGGUGACUGCUCAUGGUUACACCGCCAAUCAGUAUCGCUGUGAGUAUUGCCCCAGGUCCUUUUGCUGGCGGCCGAAUCUCAUCCACCACAAGACGAUCCAUGGCGAGUACAAGAGGUACCCCUGCGAGAAUUGCCCCAGGGUAUUCACGGAUGCCACGACCCUUCAAAAACACAUCAGGAAUCAACAUGCCGGUGCUCGUUGUCACGCUUGCCCCGAAUGUGGCAAGACUUUCGCCACUAGCUCUGGUCUCAAACAGCACACGCACAUCCACUCCUCAGUUAAACCAUUUCAGUGCGAAGUCUGUUUCAAAGCUUAUACCCAGUUUAGUAACUUGUGCAGGCACAAACGCAUGCAUGCUGACUGUCGUUUGCAGAUCAAAUGUACCAGGUGUGGGCAGGCUUUCUCUACUGUGACAUCGUUAGCAAAGCACAAGAGGUUUUGCGACACUGCUCCGUCAUUAUCAAUGCCCCCUGGACAUCAUUCGCUUCAUGACAAUAAACUAUCACCAACUGGUUUGCAACUGGGUGGUGUCUCAUCUACACCACCGAAUCCUUUUAUGAUGUAUCCUAGGCCAGUUUUGCCCUUUCCUUCCCUAUUAUCUAGUUAUCCUAUGUUCCCAUCAAUUCCAUCUCUAGUUGGCGGCCCACAACACCCACUUCUGACAUCGUCACUUCUCUUGCCUUUCCAAAAUGCUAGCCAUCGAGAUACAUCAUCAUCAGUACCAAAGGAAGAAAAGGAUUCCAAUGACUUUGAUUUACGUAUGCCAAUCUCUUCUGGAUCAGAAGCUGCUCAGUCUCCAGUGCAAGAGGAAUCUUCAUUGUUAGCCUCACCAAGAUUUUCUCCUUCACCAACACCCAAACAUUCGCUCUCUUCUGUAAGGGAAUCUCCUCAGGUGUCAGACUUGAAAAAUGUAAGUGAAGAGAGGGAAGAGUCAGAAGAUUUCAAACGGAAGCUUACUGAGUCCCCAGAAAUCAGGGAGACCAGUUCUGAACCUUUAGAAUCUACACCUAUUCUUGAAAUAUCAAAGAAAGAGAUUAAGACAGAGUCAACUCCAGGAACUGGUGAAAGAAAGGAGCAACCCUUAGAUCUAACAUUGAGACGCAAAGAAAAUGAAAGAGUCGAUUUAUUUUUGGGCAGCUUUAGUGAUGUUUCUCAUGCAAGUGACCAAAGAAGAGAGCGUGUUCAUUCACCAGCCCCUGUUGAGGCCAAAUCUAUGGAGGAAUCACGCCCUCGCCCUGAUCGGUCCUUCCUUAGAAUCAGUGAUCUACUUAAAGAUACAAAUAAUACAUCUGCACCGCCUCCCCCUCCUCAGCCCCCGUCUCUCCUUGAGGCACCAGUCAAGUUACCAUUAGCUUAUCCUAGGCCAAUGCAUCCCGCUUUCCUGCUUGAUAUGUAUCGCAGUAUUGACCGUAGCUUAGAUCGGAGCCAUCUCCUUCAUGGAAGCAGUCUACCAGGAGGAAGUAUUCCAGGUAGCAGGUAUCCUCUCCUACCACCUUAUCUUCCACCCACCAGUAUGACUGGUAUGGGAUUAGGUUUAAAUCGCAAUGCUGGUCUUGACAUGCUGAAAGCCCAUAUGUCAAAUGCCGGGAGACCAUACGGGGAUAUCAGCCGCCCAUAUGACUUAAUGGCCUCUCAUAUACCACGAGCAAAAGACCGAUACUCGUGCAAGUUUUGUGGUAAAGUGUUCCCAAGAUCAGCCAACCUCACGCGUCACUUGAGGACUCACACUGGUGAACAACCCUACAAAUGCAAAUACUGUGAAAGAUCCUUCAGCAUCUCUUCUAAUCUGCAGCGUCACGUACGCAACAUCCACAAUAAAGAGAAGCCCUUCAAGUGCCCCUUGUGCGACCGAUGCUUUGGCCAGCAGACCAACCUAGACCGGCACCUCAAGAAGCACGAAGUCGAGGGUCCAAACCCACCCGACUCACCAGAGGCUCCUGACUCGACCAGCGCAGCCGUUGAUAAUUCCACGAACUUCUUGAGCGAUGAAAUAAGAUCCUUCGUUGACAAAGUGACAGACUCUACGACUGAUGAUAUCAUUGACGAUGACGAUGACCCUAUGGAAGAAGAUGAUGAUGAUGAUGACAAAGAACUCAUUGAUGUAACAGCUGCCGAUGAUGGUGUUAAUAUGAACUGCCCUGUGAAACGUUUGAGAGUGGAAUAAUAGAUUAUGACGGGAUUCUGAAUGAGGCGUUUUAGGAAAAGUGUAUAGUGUUCGAAGGCUAGGAGGUUAUUUUAAUCUGCUUACUAACUUUGAGAACCCCUAGCAACGUGAAUGGUGUACUACUCAAUCAAAGUGCGCUGACAAUAUCUGGUGUAAUCAAACCAGAACAUAUCGUGGGUAUUGGUAGAAACUUUAGGAAUAAAACUUGAAUCCAAAUCAAAAUAGCGGGCUGUUCCGUAACUUUCAAAUAAUCCAUGUCCAUAUCGUGACAAAAGCAAUUAGCUUUUUAAAUACCCUUUUGUAAUAAUAGUUCGUUAUUUGGUGCUUUUUAAAGACGUUGGAACUUGACGUUAUCAUCAGACUCACUGAGUAUGUUGGUGAAAUACAAACUUGUGACUUGAUAAAUGAACAUUUAGUCACUCGUUGAAUGUGUUAUAAGGAUUCCAAAGAGACGGUGGUACCAGUGUGAUUAUUUUGCGAUUUUUAUAUGUAAGUACAAGACUAGUGUAAAGUGAAAUUGUUACCAGACAAUUUGGGGCUGUGGCCUCUCGGUCUCAGCCUCUUGAUGUACAGUCUAAAACCAAAAAUUUUCUGAAGUUUCCCUGUUGGAAAACUUUAACUAGGACUUAUAUAUCUUUUAAUUUUAUUGUGAAAGUUAAAACAGGCGAACGGACCUGUUUUAUAUAUAUAUAUAAUUGCAAAAUUAGCUGUUAUAUCUUUUUAACGAAACCAGUGAAAAAACUAAUUUAUUUCCGAAGAAUUUGUGGAGUGAAAACCGCAAGGCAGAACCGUUGAGUACAUGAAUUGGAAAAUAGAAUAGACUUGAAACCUCUUUUUCGAGAAUCAUUACUGAAUUGUGACACGAAUUGUCAAACACCGAGUGAUGUGAUGAGGAACCUUUCGGGAAGUUGAAGACACGUUUUAAUCUGUUUCUCCUUUCCAUUUUCCAUCAAUAUCCUCUUUUUCUUCUUCUUUUUUUUCUAUUUAUUCCGCAUCAUUCUUCUGAGUGACAACCGCGGCUAAGAAGUGACCUCCCUCCUCCCUUCGUCCUGUUUCUCCUUGAUGUAAACUUAAAAAUAAUCGCUAAUCCUAUGACGACAUAGACAGAAGAUGCUAUUAGAUGUGCGUUUUGUGCAAUGUAAUGAAUGUGUUACUUUUUAACUUAUGUAGACAGGUAGCGUGUACAUAAAUGGUUGAAAGAUUAUAUUUUGUUAAUAAAAUGAGAAAUGCUU
Macrobrachium nipponense is the source of this 4841-nucleotide messenger RNA. RefSeq names its product histone-lysine N-methyltransferase PRDM16-like. The transcript has 7 exons. Bases 535 to 3609 code for a protein of 1024 amino acids. The record is from RefSeq and is a predicted model, not a curated record. NCBI's taxonomy places the organism in Eukaryota, Metazoa, Arthropoda, Malacostraca, Decapoda, Palaemonidae.